GGUCCUUCGGUUACGGAAGCCCGGCAACAACACUGAAACAACAUGGCGGGCUUUUCUUUCGGCUCCGGUUUUCAACCUACAACUCAAACGUCUACACCAUCGUUCGGUGGCUUUGGGGCUCCAGCAACAACACAGACGGGUACAGCGUUUGGCUUCGGAGCGCCGGCCAAAACUACUGGUUUCGGAUUUUCCGGCUUUGGUGCCACAACUACGACAACAGCUCCAACAUUUGGUACAGGAUUUGGCUUUGGGACUCCAGCCACAACUACAGGAGGUUUCAGUUUCGGCCAACCAACCGCGUCAACAGCGACAGGUGCACCGUUCUCUUUCACUCAGCCAACGACUGCUACGACAGCUGCAACAGGUUUUGGCUUUGGACAGCCAAGCGGGUUCAGCUUUGGUACCCAAGCAGCUCCCAAACCUUUUGGAACCGCGACCUCUACCCCAGGGUUCUCAUUUGGUACAGGUUUAGGAGGGGGAUUUGGAACAGCAGCAACCACAACACAGAGUUCCCUUCUGGGAGGCGGUUCCUUGUUUUCGACUGGGUUUGGGACAGGUGCCUCUGCACCAACCGGAUUUGGUGUUCCAACGUCUGCAACAGCAGCACCGGCAAACAAUGUUGCCAACAUCGCAGCAGCGCUCUCUCUGCCAGCUGUAUUCAACGACGAACGGGACCCCAUCUUGGCCAAAUGGAACCAGCUUCAAGCGUUCUGGGGAACCGGGAAGGGGUACUUCUCGGCCAGCGCCCCUCCUGUCGUGUUUACUCCCGAGAACCCCUUUUGUCGUUUCAAGGCAAUAGGAUACAGUGCCUUGCCAGUUUCGAAGCCAGAAGAAGGUCUCGUGUCGUUAGUGUUUCAUAAGAAAGUGGAGGAGUUGCAGCCACUACAAUUGCAGAUCGUUGAGGGGUUGCACAGGCUCCUUGGCAGCAAGCCUACCCUCUCUGUUUGCGUUGAUGGACUGAAAGGACUUGCUAUGGAUAAGUGUGAACUUGUCAUCUACCUGGUGGAGCGUUCACCGACAGGCGCUGCGCGUCGCAUUCCUUCCAACGAGCUGUCACAGUUUCUCGGACAGAUGACCGUAAAGCCGCAACUUACCCAGCUCGGCGUCCAGAACGUCAUCCCAAAGGCGGCUCCCUCGAAAGAGUGGAUAAAGCAGUACCUCGACAACCCUCCUUGCGGAAUCGACGCCUUGCUGUGGCAGCAAGCAAAACUCGACAACCCCGAUCCCGAGAAGUUGAUACCCGUGCCCAUGAUUGGUUUUGCUGAGCUCCGUCGGAGGUUCAAACUUCAAGAGCAUGAAAUCAAGCAGCACCAGAAUAGGUUGGAUAUAAUUGCGGAAGACAUUGCCGAGCUUCAACGCCAGCAGGCAACGACGAUCGCCAAGAUUGAGGAACAGAAGCGUAAGCAUACGGAGCUGAGCCAUAGGACAUUGCAGGUAAUGGUCCGUCAAGAAGUCACGCGGAAGCUGGGCUUUGGAAUCCAACCAGAAGAAGAACAGUUGCGUGUGGUCCUGGAGUCCACUCUGGCAGAGCUCAGUGCACCCACACAAUUCAAAGGACGUCUCAAUGAGCUUGUGUCUCAGAUAAAGAUGCAGAAUAACCAGGUGGCCUGUUCAAGUGUUCCCGUGAACUGUAGCUUGGAUGAGCGUUUCAUCGAUGAAAUGAAAACGCAUUUAAAGAACCAACAGGAUGGGAUAGGACACUUGAUCAAGAUAUUAAAAAGUGAUAUAGAGGACUUGAAAGGUAUCGAAGCUGGCCUUCAAGAAAGUGCUGUUCAGAGGAGGUAGCACCGUUUUAUUCCAGGAAACUUUGGCGAAAUACCUUUCUCUUUUUAUAUACGUCGACAACCAUGGUUACAAAUUUUCAAAGAAGCAAAAUGUGAAUAAAUGGGAUGAAUAUUGCUCCA
Messenger RNA from Ornithodoros turicata, 1904 nucleotides. RefSeq names its product nuclear pore complex protein Nup54-like (gene Nup54). Gene Ontology annotation, cellular component: nuclear pore central transport channel; nuclear pore. NCBI's taxonomy places the organism in Eukaryota, Metazoa, Arthropoda, Arachnida, Ixodida, Argasidae. Gene Ontology annotation, molecular function: structural constituent of nuclear pore. The transcript has 12 exons. Bases 43 to 1785 code for a protein of 580 amino acids. The record is from RefSeq and is a predicted model, not a curated record. Gene Ontology annotation, biological process: NLS-bearing protein import into nucleus; protein localization to nuclear inner membrane; nuclear pore organization.